CCUGCCAGUAUCGCCAGCGAAGCGGUCUGACAGCAGGAUCGCAGCGAUGGCGGUGGAGACAAUUUCUCCAGACUGGGAAUUUGACCGCUUUGAUGACGGGUCUCAGAAGAUACACACGGAGGUGCAGCUGAAGAACUAUGGGAGGUUCCUGGAGGACUACACCUCUCAGCUCAAAGGCAUUGAGGACGCGCUGGACGACUCGAUUGGAGAUGUGUGGGAUUUCACCUUGGAUCCUAUUGCCUUGAAGCUUCUCCCAUAUGAACAGUCAUCACUAUUGGAGCUUAUUAAAACAGAAAAUAAGGUUCUCAACAAGGUCAUCACAGUCUUUGCAGCCCUCUGCAGUGAGAUUAAGAAGCUGAAAUAUGAGGCAGAGGUCAAGUUCUACAAUGGCUUGCUGUAUUAUGGCGAAGGAGUGUCGGACACCAGCGUGGUGGAGGGGGAGUCUCAGAUUCAGAUGGGCCGUUUCGUCUCCUUCCUGCAGGAGCUGUCCUGUUUCGUGACACGUUGCUAUGAGGUCGUGGUCAACGUGAUCCAUCAGCUGGCCUCCCUCUACAACAGCAGCAAGAGCAGCGCAAAAAUCAUUGAGUCAUCUGGAGUCCAUUUUCAGACGGUGUACGAGCAUCUAGGUGAGCUGCUGGUGGUUCUGCUAGCCCUGGAUGAGAUUAUGGAGAACCACGCCACCCUAAAGGACCACUGGAAGAUGUACAAGAGGUUACUGAAGUCUGUCCACCACAACCCCUCCAAGUUUGCCAUCCAGGAGGAGAAGCUGAAGCCCUUUGAGAAGCUGCUGCUGAAGCUGGAGGGACAGCUUCUGGAUGGCAUGAUCUUCCAGGCCUGUGUGGAGCAGAGGUUUGACAACCCGGGAGAGGGUGUUUCCGUGUCCAAAAACAGUGCUUUCGCUGAGGAGUUUGCCCACAACAUCCGGACCAUUUUCACCAACGUGGAAUCAAAGCUCGGUGAGCCGUCUGAGAUUGACCAGAGGGAUAAGUACGCUGCCGUCUGUGGUCUCUUCGUGCUGCACUUCCACAUCUUCAGGACUGUGGAUAAGAAGCUCUACAAAGCCCUGCUGGACGUAUGCAAGAAGGUCCCGGCUGUGACUCUGACAGCCAACAUCAUCUGGUUUGCUGACACCUUCCUGGUCAACAAGGUCCCCGCGGCAGCCAAGCUGAUGGACAGGAAGAGCCUGCAGAGCAUCCGGGCCCAGAGAGACACCUUCCUGCAGCAGAAAGCACAGACCCUCACCAAGGAUGUACAGUCUUACUAUGUGUUUGUAACUUCCUGGAUGAUGAAAAUGGAGUCCAUCUUAACCAAAGAUCAGAGGAGUGACAAGUUCUCAGAAGACCUGAGCAGCAGGUGUAGUGUCUUUGUGCAGGGCAUCCUCUAUGCGUACGGCAUCAGCACCAUCAUCAAGACCACCAUGAACCUGUACAUGUCCACCCAGAAGCCCAUGACCAAGACCUCAGUGAAGGCCCUGUGCAGGCUGGUGGAGCUCCUCAAGGCGGUGGAGCACACGUUCUACAGGCGCUCCAUGGUGGUGGCCGACUCCGUGUCCCACAUCACUCAGCAGCUGCAGUCCCAGGCGCUGGCCUCCAUCGCCACUGCAAAGAAAAGGGUGAUCUCUGAUAAGAAGUACAGCGAGCAGCGCCUGGACGUGCUGUCGGCGCUGGUGCUGGCGGAGAACGCGCUGAACGGACCCAGCACCAAGGAGCGGCGGCUGGUGGUCUCCCUGGCACUCAGCGUGGGCACGCAGAUGAGAACCUUUAAGGAUGAGGAGCUGCUCCCUCUGCAGCUGGUUCUGAAGAAGCUGGAUCUGAUCAGUGAGCUGAGGGAGAGGGUCAAAGUUCAGUGCGACUGCAGCUUCCUGUACUGGCACCGUGCUGUCUUCCCCAUCUACCUGGACGACGUUUACGACAACGCGGUGGACGCCGCGCGCAUACAUUACAUGUUCAGCGCUCUGAGAGACUGUGUUCCUGCCAUGAUGCAUGCCAGACACCUGGAGUCAUGUGAUCAGCUGCUGGAGAGCUACGACACGGAGAUCAUGGAGGUGUUCAACGAGCACCUGCUGGAUAAGCUCUGUAAGGAGAUUGAGAAGGACCUGCGUCUGUCCGUCCACACCCACCUGAAACUGGACGACAGGAACCCCUUCAAGGUGGGCAUGAAGGACCUGGCGCACUUCUUCAGCCUCAAGCCAAUCCGCUUCUUCAACCGCUUCAUCGACAUCAAAGCCUACGUGACGCAUUAUCUGGACAAGACCUUCUACAACCUGACGACGGUGGCCCUGCAUGACUGGGCCACCUACAGCGAGAUGAGGAACCUGGCCACCCAGCGCUACGGCCUGACGAUGACCGAGGCUCACCUGCCCAGCCAGACCCUGGAGCAGGGUCUGGACGUGUUGGAGAUCAUGAGGAACAUCCACGUCUUUGUGUCACGCUACCUCUACAACCUCAAUAACCAGAUCUUCAUUGAGAGAACCAGCAACAACAAGCAUCUGAACACCAUAAACAUCCGACACAUCGCCAACUCCAUCCGCACUCACGGGACUGGCAUAAUGAACACCACGGUGAAUUUUACCUACCAGUUCCUGAGGAAAAAGUUCUACAUCUUCAGCCAGUUCAUGUACGAUGAGCACAUCAAGUCUAGGCUGAUCAAGGACAUCCGCUUCUUCAGGGAGACUAAAGACCAGUCAGAUCAGAAGUACCCCUUUGAGAGGGCGGAGAAGUUUAACCGUGGGAUCAGGAAGCUGGGGAUAACCCCUGAUGGACAGAGCUAUCUGGACCAGUUCCGACAGCUCAUCAGCCAGAUAGGUAACGCCAUGGGCUACGUGCGCAUGAUCCGAUCGGGGGGUCUGCACUGCUGCAGCAGUGCCAUCAGGUUUGUACCGGACCUUGAGGACAUUGUGAACUUCGAGGAGCUGGUGAAGGAGGAAGGUCUCUCUGAGGAGACUCAGAAAGCAGCCAGUGUUCUGGACUCUGUUCUCGGGGAUCUGACGAGUAACUCGGCGGAGGGGACAGAGUAUUUCAAAAUGCUGGUGGGCGUGUUCUCCCCAGAGUUCCGCAGCGUCAAGAACAUGCACCUGAGGAACUUCUACAUGAUCGUGCCUCCCCUGACUGUGAACUUUGUGGAGCACUCCAUCAGCUGCAAAGAGAAGCUGAACAAGAAGAACAAAGUGGGAGCUGCCUUCACUGAUGAUGGCUUUGCCAUGGGUGUGGCCUACAUCCUGAAGCUGUUGGACCAGUACCAGGAGUUUGAUUCUCUGCACUGGUUCCAGUCGGUGAGGGACAAGUACAUGAAAGAGAUGAGCGCCGUGGCCAAGGAGCAGAACAUCCAGGCCUCCAGCCAGGACGAGAAGCUGCUGCAGACCAUGAACCUGACGCAGAAGAGACUGGAUGUCUAUCUGCAGGAGUUUGAGCUGCUGUACUUCUCCCUGAGCAGUGCGCGCAUCUUCUUCAGGGCCGACAAGACGGCCGCUGAGGAGAACCAAGAAAAGAAGGACAAAGAAGAGGCCUCCAAAACUGGCCCCAGUGACUCGGCUUCCUCCUCCUCCUCUUCCUCCGACCCCAUCCCGAAGUGAGACGUGAGGCCGCAGCUCGCACCAGGCAUCUCUCAUGGACAUAUCGCACAUUCGCCGGGAAAGCUCUGCCGGACUGAGCGGAGGAGGAAG
This is a messenger RNA of Megalops cyprinoides (Indo-Pacific tarpon), 3661 nucleotides long. It is a transcript of the gene washc4, whose product is annotated as WASH complex subunit 4. Gene Ontology annotation, biological process: endosomal transport; endosome organization. The transcript has 33 exons. The coding region runs from base 47 to 3571 and encodes 1174 amino acids. Lineage: Eukaryota; Metazoa; Chordata; Actinopteri; Elopiformes; Megalopidae. The record is from RefSeq and is a predicted model, not a curated record. Gene Ontology annotation, cellular component: WASH complex; endosome.